Molecule: messenger RNA, 588 nt
Organism: Angiostrongylus costaricensis
Lineage: Eukaryota; Metazoa; Nematoda; Chromadorea; Rhabditida; Metastrongylidae
Source: the annotation of a GenBank genome assembly
AUGCCGGCCACUGUUGUACUCGCCAGCCAGUCGCCCAAUCGACUCAAACUCAUGCAGCAGAUGGGUAUCAAGAACCUUAUCGUCAGAGUGUCGGAUUUCGAGGAGAACCUCCCGAGAAGCCUUCCCGUUAGGGACUUCGUUGAGCAAACUGCUGUUGCUAAACUGCAAACAGUUUAUGCAGAAAUGCAGCGGAACCAGGAACACUUUGACGUCAUAAUAGCUUGUGACACGGUAAUUUACUUCGAUGGGGAAAUUGUUGGUAAGCCGGUCGAUGCAGAAGACGCCUUUGUAACAUUGAAAAGGCUUCGUGGGCGAGAACAUGCUGUGUAUUCCGGCGUUGCUAUGGCGUAUGCUGACGGUGAUGAAGAGGUUUUCAGUGAGAAGACACGCGUGGAAUUUGGAGCGUACCCAGACCGAAUAAUCAAACAGUACGUUGAGAGCGGCGAACCUCUGAGAUGUGCGGGCUCGUACGCUAUCCAGGGAUACGGGGCGGUGUUCGUACAGGCGGUUCACGGAUGCUUCAACAAUGUGAUUGGCUUGCCGAUUUACAGAAUUCACAAUGCCUUGAUGGCAAAGGGAAUAUUAUAG